AUAUAUAAUCGCUCGUCUCCUUCAGGUCUGCUCUCCAACUACUCGAUCACAGAUCUGAUCUGAGCUCCCCGCCCUCAGAUCUCCCAAUGGCGAUCUCCUGCGCUUCAUCUCGCUGCUUGGCUCUCAUCCUCCUCACCACUCUGUCGUUCUCUGGUUGCUUCGCGGAGAUCCACACCUCCGAGAUCCGAUCCGAUAGUCAACCGAUCAUCCCUCUCGAUGUGUUCGGAUUUACCCACACCGGCCGCCUGGAGCUCGACGUCUCGCAAAUCUCGCUCUCUAACUCUAACCCCAAUCUCGAUCUCUCCAAAAUCGGAUUCUUCCUCUGCACGCGUGACUCAUGGCUACAUGUUCUUCAGCAGCUGGAAGAGUCGGACAUCACCUGCGCUCUCAAGUCUGACGUCGUCAAGACUGUGUAUUCCUUCGAUCGGCUCAAGGGGGCUACGAGCUUUGGUACGGUGUAUCAGAUGAACGACGCGGAUCAGUUUACUCUUGUCUUCGCCAACUGCCUUCAGCAGGUGCAGAUCUCGAUGAACGUUCGAUCCGUGAUGUAUAAUCUUGAAGACAAGAACGGUCGUCGGGAUUACUUGUCGGCCGGAAAAGCGGUGCUGCCUAGGGUUUAUUUUCUCUUUUCUUUGAUUUAUUUCGGUAUGGCCGCUAUUUGGAUUAGGGUUCUUCACAAGAAGCGCUUGACGGUGUUUCGUAUUCAUUUCUUUAUGCUUGCGGUGGUGAUAUUGAAGGCGCUGAAUUUACUCUGUGAGGCGGAGGAUAAAUCGUACAUUAAGAGAACUGGUAGUGCACACGGUUGGGAUGUUUUGUUUUAUAUAUUCAGUUUUCUGAAGGGGAUUUCGCUUUUCACUUUGAUUGUUUUGAUCGGGACGGGUUGGUCGUUCUUGAAACCCUACUUGCAAGAUAAGGAGAAGACGGUUUUGAUGAUUGUGAUUCCGCUUCAAGUGGUUGCGAAUAUUGCACAAAUUGUGAUUGAUGAAUCGGGGCCGUACGGGCAUGACUGGUUCACAUGGAAGCAGGUAUUUUUGCUUGUUGAUAUACUUUGCUGCUGUGCCGUCUUGUUCCCAAUUGUGUGGUCGAUUAAGAAUUUGCGUGAGGCAGCUAGGACUGAUGGGAAGGCAGCUGUGAAUUUGAUGAAGUUGACUCUGUUCAGACAUUAUUAUGUUGUGUUUAUUUGCUACAUAUAUUUUACCCGGGUUGUGGUGUAUGCAUUGGAGACCAUUACCUCUUAUCGGUAUCUCUGGACUAGUACAGUUGCAGGGGAGUUGGCAACGCUGGCUUUCUAUGUGUACACCGGUUAUAAGUUCAAGCCUGAGGCUCACAAUCCGUAUUUUGUGAUUGAUGAUGAUGAGGAAGAAGCAGCAGCGGAGCAACUGAAGCUUGAAGAUGAGUUUGAAUUGUGAUAUAUUUCUGAGUGUUGUAUGAAUGGCAAUAGUAAUUGCAGAAUAUGGUGCAGUGGCCAAUUGUGAAGGUUGAGGUAGAAACCUGGGGCAUUCCGCUGGGUUUCCCAGUUGAACUUGACUGUUGCAGGCAUGGGGAAUUUAAAAUGUGCUAUUUUUCUCUUUUUAUGCUGAUGUUCUUUGUCAGUUGUUCUUGAGUUAGCAGGAUAAUUUCAUAGAUUAUGGUACAUGUUUGUGAAUUAAACAGUAUGUGUAAGUACCAAUACUGAAACUUUUGCAAUACUUUCGGUGAACUGUUGUGUUUUUAUUCUUUUUUUUUAUUUUUUAUACGACCAUUUGAGUCAUAAAUCA
This is a messenger RNA of Vitis riparia (riverbank grape), 1757 nucleotides long. Its product is annotated as protein CANDIDATE G-PROTEIN COUPLED RECEPTOR 7. The record is from RefSeq and is a predicted model, not a curated record. Gene Ontology annotation, cellular component: membrane; Golgi apparatus. The coding region runs from base 87 to 1409 and encodes 440 amino acids. The transcript has a single exon. NCBI's taxonomy places the organism in Eukaryota, Viridiplantae, Streptophyta, Magnoliopsida, Vitales, Vitaceae. Gene Ontology annotation, biological process: transport.